This is a messenger RNA of Helicoverpa armigera (cotton bollworm), 1788 nucleotides long. Its product is annotated as homeobox protein Mohawk. Gene Ontology annotation, biological process: muscle organ development; regulation of transcription by RNA polymerase II; cell development. The record is from RefSeq and is a predicted model, not a curated record. The transcript has 4 exons. Bases 637 to 1470 code for a protein of 277 amino acids. Gene Ontology annotation, cellular component: nucleus. Gene Ontology annotation, molecular function: RNA polymerase II cis-regulatory region sequence-specific DNA binding; DNA-binding transcription factor activity, RNA polymerase II-specific. Lineage: Eukaryota; Metazoa; Arthropoda; Insecta; Lepidoptera; Noctuidae.
AUGUCGUGUUUUAAAGAUAGGAGACACGAGACAUGCUUUCGCCGAGUCGUGAUUAUCCUAACAUACCCACAAUGAAAGUUCAUGACAAUACCGGGCGACUCUACAUCACGAAAAACAUUUAUUGCUACUAUUCCAAUCUCAUUGUCAUUUCUUCUGCAAUACUCUGUGUAUUACAAGUUUUCAUAGGUUAUGAACAUAUCAUUUACAAAGCAAUUCACGCCGCUCUACAUUCGUACGGUGAAAAAAAUAUGCAAUCUGGAAAACAUGAUAAUCUACAUAAAAAGAGCAAGUUUAUGUACCUACUCACCGCUACCAUAAAUAUAUGUGUUGUUCAUUGUAAUCAUGUUUUUGAAGACAUCGCGGGAGACAUCCUGAAAUAACACGUAUUUGCAGCAGAGAUGCGCCCGCGCCGCGGCGCUGCCGUCGCGCGCUUAUCCGACGCCAUUUUCACACAAUCGCCGAGCUUUCCCGCACACAGAUCACUAAGCAUCCCCCGCAGCGGCAGUGUUGCGAGACACGAGUCGUGUCGCAAGCGGUGGUGCCCUUGCACGUGCUAUCCACACAUUACGUGUCGCUCUACAACUACACAACAAUUUCGGCAGUAAUUUAAGGGGAGAUCAAGCGAUUCAAGAUCAGAUGACACUCCUCCAAAAACCUGAAGAAGCCAUGACUGAUACCACAAUGAAAGAAGAUCUCGGCAAAUCCUCGAGACCUGUCAGAAACAGACGAUACACUCGAAGGAGCUUAGUCGCGGGUCAACGUCCACAAAAGAGACUUUUCACACCAGAAAUCAAGAGAUACCUCAAAGACUGGCUGGUGCGACGAAGAGAUAACCCGUACCCCAACAGAGAGGAAAAAAAAUAUUUGUCUCGCGAAACUGGCCUUACGUACAUUCAAAUUUGCAAUUGGUUUGCCAACUGGCGAAGAAAGCUGAAAAAUGUUAACGUAGACCGAAACCAACAGACAUGGGGUCACUUGAUUCGAACGUACAAUGACCGCGCGCAAGGCAAUGUGGAACAGUUCAGCAUCUGCUCCGACGACAGUAUAUGGAGCGAGUCCGAUCCCACCAACCCAGAUGACAACUUAGACAACGACGGCGAACUCACAGGCAGCCCCGAAACAAUAGCUGAAUAUCACCACGAUGACUCCGACACAUCUUCAAUCAUGAAAGAGAAGUGCGUGAACAUCAACAAUAAUUCCUACAAAUCUGACGCAAAUGAGAAUAGCCGGGAGGAAACAAAAGCCAUCACAAGUCCGAUGUUGCUCAGUAAGUGGCUGGAGAGCGCGGCCAGAUUCCAGCCCAGUGAGUGUAACUACUCGUGGUGGGCAGAUGGAAAGCGAAGAAAGCCGGACAACAAAAUCCAAAGGAUUACAAUAAAUACACUGUCGCGUCAUGACCGGGACGAAGUGGAAGCUGCAGUAGCCCUGACUGCGCUAGCAACCGCCACCAGCCGCAUUGCAGCACCGUGACCACAGAGCUUAUAGAAGUGAAUUAAAGUUUAUUGAUAUUUUAUAAUGGAGAAUACUCUUUGUAAUAGGGUAACUGCCAGUAUGAUUAUUGUUUGUAUUUUAGUUAAGUUUAGCCAUCUACGUAAAUAAAAUUUACUAUUACGUAAUGCCAAUGAAAUCCGUGUUGCUCAAGUAUUAUUUAAAGUUAAGUUUCUCAUGGAAGCAAUCCUGCUUGUAUAGUCAUUAACUUUUGAUCUCUAUUGGACUAAGUAGUUAUAAGUUGUAACUCCAACCAAAGAUUGUGUUUCAAGAUUGAAAUAAAAUACAUUUUGUUAAUUA